AUGAAAGGUUUGAUUUUAGUCGGUGGUUAUGGUACUAGAUUGAGACCAUUGACUCUAACAGUUCCAAAGCCAUUGGUUGAAUUUGGUAACAGACCAAUGAUUCUACACCAAAUUGAAGCCUUGGCCGCUGCUGGUGUUACCGAUAUCGUUUUGGCUGUUAACUACAGACCUGAAGUUAUGGUUGAAACUUUGAAAAAAUACGAAGAGGAAUAUGGUGUUUCCAUUACCUUCAGUGUGGAAACUGAACCAUUGGGUACUGCUGGUCCAUUGAAAUUGGCUGAAAAGGUUUUGAAAAAGGAUAGCUCUCCAUUCUUUGUCUUGAACUCCGAUGUUAUCUGCGAAUAUCCAUUCAAGGUGUUGGCAGACUUCCACAAGGCUCACGGUGGUAAAGGUACUAUUGUUGCUACUAAGGUCGAUGAACCAUCUAAGUACGGUGUUAUCGUUCACGACAUUGCAACUCCUAACUUAAUCGAUAGAUUUGUCGAAAAGCCUGUUGAAUUUGUUGGUAACAGAAUUAAUGCUGGUCUUUACAUUUUGAACCCUGAAGUUAUCGAUAUGAUUGAUUUGAAACCAACCUCCAUUGAAAAGGAAACUUUCCCAGUCUUGGUUGAACAAAAGCAAUUGUACUCUUUUGAUCUAGAAGGUUACUGGAUGGAUGUCGGUCAACCAAAGGAUUUCCUAUCUGGUACUGUUUUGUACUUGAACUCUUUGAGAAAGCAUAAGCCAGAAAAAUUGGCCAAGGACAGCAAUGUGAUCGGUAAUGUUAUCGUUGACCCAACUGCCAAGAUCGACCCAAGCGCUAAGAUUGGUCCAGAUGUUGUCAUUGGUCCUAACGUUACCAUUGGCGAGGGUGUAAGAAUCACCAGAUCUGUUGUUCUAUCUAACUCUACCGUCAAAGCACACUCUUUGGUUAAGUCCACAAUCGUCGGCUGGGCUUCUACUGUUGGACAAUGGUGCCGUCUAGAAGGUGUUACUGUUUUGGGUGACGACGUUGAAGUUAAAGAUGAAAUUUACAUUAACGGUGGUAAGGUCUUACCUCACAAAUCCAUCUCUUCCAACGUCCCCGCGGAAGCCAUUAUUAUGUAA
This is a messenger RNA of Zygosaccharomyces rouxii, 1086 nucleotides long. It is a transcript of the gene PSA1, whose product is annotated as mannose-1-phosphate guanylyltransferase. The transcript has a single exon. Gene Ontology annotation, biological process: cell wall mannoprotein biosynthetic process; GDP-mannose biosynthetic process. The record is from RefSeq and is a predicted model, not a curated record. Gene Ontology annotation, molecular function: GTP binding; mannose-1-phosphate guanylyltransferase (GTP) activity. The coding region runs from base 1 to 1086 and encodes 361 amino acids. Gene Ontology annotation, cellular component: cytoplasm. NCBI's taxonomy places the organism in Eukaryota, Fungi, Ascomycota, Saccharomycetes, Saccharomycetales, Saccharomycetaceae.